UCGCCUCGGCCUCCCGAGUUAGCUGGGACUACGCGCGUGAGCCACCGCGCCCGGCGUAAAGUCUAAAUUAGUUCUUACGCAAAAAGGGAAGAGGGCAGUCCGUAACCUCGCGCAGGAUCUAGCUCUCGAGCUCCAGUCUUGGGCUAGCGCGCAGGGCGGAAGGGGCAAGAAGGUAGAUCCGGGAGGCGGAGAUACGUUACGCCGACGCGGGCGUGACCCUGGGCGAGAGGGUUUGGCGCGAAUUCUGAAAGCAGCCGGCGGAGCGCGCCCAGCGACCAGAGACGGAGCCUUAAGGAGAGCGCGGCGCUUGCCGAGGCGUGCAGCUGGGAGCUGAAACUCGUCUGGGUUGUGCGCAGAAGUCUGGGGCAAGCGAGUAGACUUGAAGUAGGGCGUAAGCCAGGGGCGUUGGGGUCCGCGCGGGUCAGGCGCGGGUCACCCCCGCGGGGUGAAGUCGGAGCGCGCGGCCCGCUGGAAAGAGCAGCGCUGAGGGCCAAGUAAUGGCAAUGCAGAUGCAGCUUGAAGCAAAUGCAGAUACUUCAGUGGAAGAAGAAAGCUUUGGCCCACAACCCAUUUCACGGUUAGAGCAGUGUGGCAUAAAUGCCAACGAUGUGAAGAAAUUGGAAGAAGCUGGAUUCCAUACUGUGGAGGCUGUUGCCUAUGCACCAAAGAAGGAGCUAAUAAAUAUUAAGGGAAUUAGUGAAGCCAAAGCUGAUAAAAUUCUGGCUGAGGCAGCUAAAUUAGUUCCAAUGGGUUUCACCACUGCAACUGAAUUCCACCAAAGGCGGUCAGAGAUCAUACAGAUUACUACUGGCUCCAAAGAGCUUGACAAACUACUUCAAGGUGGAAUUGAGACUGGAUCUAUCACAGAAAUGUUUGGAGAAUUCCGAACUGGGAAGACCCAGAUCUGUCAUACACUAGCUGUCACCUGCCAGCUUCCCAUUGACCGGGGUGGAGGUGAAGGAAAGGCCAUGUACAUUGACACCGAGGGUACCUUUAGGCCAGAACGACUGCUGGCAGUGGCUGAGAGGUAUGGUCUGUCUGGCAGUGAUGUCCUGGAUAAUGUAGCAUAUGCUCGAGCGUUCAACACAGACCAUCAGACCCAGCUCCUUUAUCAAGCAUCAGCCAUGAUGGUAGAAUCUAGGUAUGCACUGCUUAUUGUAGACAGUGCCACCGCUCUUUACAGAACGGACUACUCAGGUCGAGGUGAGCUUUCAGCCAGGCAGAUGCACUUGGCCAGGUUUCUGCGGAUGCUUCUGCGACUUGCUGAUGAGUUUGGUGUAGCAGUGGUAAUCACUAAUCAGGUGGUAGCCCAAGUGGAUGGAGCAGCCAUGUUUGCUGCUGAUCCCAAAAAACCUAUUGGAGGAAAUAUCAUCGCCCAUGCAUCAACAACCAGAUUGUAUCUGAGGAAAGGAAGAGGGGAAACCAGAAUCUGCAAAAUCUACGACUCUCCCUGUCUUCCUGAAGCUGAAGCUAUGUUUGCCAUCAAUGCAGAUGGAGUGGGAGAUGCCAAAGACUGAAUCAUUGGGUUUUUCUCUGUUAAAAACCUUAAGUGCUACAGCCUAAUGAGAGUGUACUGCUCCCUGGGGUUCUCUACAGGCCUCUUCCUGUUGUGACUACCAGGAAAAGGCUUCCGGGAAAACAGCUAUUGUAUCAGCUUUUCUGAUGGUGUAAACAGGAGACAGGUCAGUAAUCACAAACUAAUCUAAAAUGUUUAUUCCUUCUGUAGUGUAUUAAUCUGUGUUUUCUUUGGUUUUGGAGGGGGGGUAUGAAGUAUCUUUGACAUGGUGCCUUGGGAAUGACUUGGGUUUAACAAGCUGUCUACUGGACAAUCUUAGUUUCCAAGAGAACUAAAGCUGGAGAGACGUGACCCUUCUCUCACUUCUGAAUUAAUGGUAAAAUAAAAUGUCUGAGCUAUGUAGCAAAGGGAAUGGGUCUCUGCACAGAUUCUUUUUUUCUGUCAGUAAAACUCUCAAGCAGGUUUUU
This is a messenger RNA of Rhinopithecus roxellana (golden snub-nosed monkey), 1983 nucleotides long. It is a transcript of the gene RAD51, whose product is annotated as RAD51 recombinase. Lineage: Eukaryota; Metazoa; Chordata; Mammalia; Primates; Cercopithecidae. Gene Ontology annotation, biological process: chromosome organization involved in meiotic cell cycle; reciprocal meiotic recombination; double-strand break repair via homologous recombination. The transcript is spliced from 10 exons. Gene Ontology annotation, molecular function: ATP binding; ATP hydrolysis activity; double-stranded DNA binding. The coding region runs from base 498 to 1517 and encodes 339 amino acids. The record is from RefSeq and is a predicted model, not a curated record. Gene Ontology annotation, cellular component: condensed nuclear chromosome.